This is a messenger RNA of Alnus glutinosa, 2640 nucleotides long. Its product is annotated as zinc finger protein GAI-ASSOCIATED FACTOR 1-like. The coding region runs from base 470 to 2017 and encodes 515 amino acids. NCBI's taxonomy places the organism in Eukaryota, Viridiplantae, Streptophyta, Magnoliopsida, Fagales, Betulaceae. Gene Ontology annotation, molecular function: DNA-binding transcription factor activity. The transcript has 5 exons. The record is from RefSeq and is a predicted model, not a curated record. Gene Ontology annotation, cellular component: nucleus.
AGAAGAGCACAGACCAAAGACUUUAGCGAAAUCUCUUUUCUUUCUCUCAAACUUAGACAAGAUCUCUCUCCUUUUCCACUUCUCUCUCAUUAGCCGCCUUUUAAAACGGACCCUAUCUGAUUCUUGCUCUGUUUUUGCUCAAUUAUCGGAUUGUUUAUAGCUUGAUCCGAAAAGUCGAAAGCCCAGAAAAAUAUUCCCGGAAACGUUUCCACUCUAAAGUUGAAUCAUUUUAUUCAUUUCUGACCGUUGGAUCACAGGGUUCAUUUACCGGGGAUCAAUUUUCCGGUGUGUAGUUGUGGGUUCUCUGUGUUUCAUUUAAUUUCUUCUGAGCUGAGAGAAAAGCUUUUGUUUUCAGUCUUUGGGUUUAAUCAUUGAGGUUCCUUUGGAUGCUGUGAAUUUUGGUCAGAGACCCCGUCAGAGCCGGUAGAUUAAGUCCAAAGAAAACCCUAGCAAAAGAUUUUCAGUAUCCAUGCCGGUCGACGUGGAUAAUUCCUCUACGGCUUCAGGGGAAGCUAGCGUCUCUUCCUCUGGCAAUCAGAGUCAACCUCCCAAGUCCACGGCUAAGAAAAAGCGAAACCUUCCUGGAAUGCCCGAUCCGGAUGCGGAGGUGAUUGCUCUGUCUCCGAAGACCCUGAUGGCCACGAACCGAUUCGUGUGCGAAAUUUGCAACAAAGGGUUUCAGAGGGAUCAGAAUCUGCAGCUCCAUCGGCGGGGUCACAAUCUUCCGUGGAAGCUUCGGCAGAGGUCGAGCAAGGAGGUGAAGAAGAGGGUCUAUGUGUGUCCCGAGCCGUCGUGCGUACACCACGAGCCGUCGCGAGCUCUGGGCGAUCUCACGGGGAUAAAGAAACAUUUCUGUAGGAAACACGGGGAGAAGAAGUGGAAAUGCGAUAAGUGCUCCAAGAAAUACGCCGUACAGUCCGAUUGGAAAGCCCAUUCCAAGAUUUGCGGCACUAGGGAGUACAAAUGUGACUGUGGGACUUUGUUUUCGAGGAGGGAUAGCUUUAUCACGCACCGGGCGUUCUGCGAUGCGUUGGCAGAGGAGAGCGCCAGAGCUCAUACUCAGGUUCAAGCGGUGGUGAAUCCAAAUUCGGAGUCAGACCCGAAUACUCUGGCGGUUGAGUCAUCUGAACCAGCUCCAGCUCCAGCUCCAGUUCCAGCUCAAGCUCAAACUCAAGCUCAAGCCCCACCGGCUCCUCCACAGUCAACUAGCGUACUAUCCUCGGUUUUGCGGAACAAGAGUCCAGAGUUACCGGAAAAUCCUCCACAAAUAAUGGAAGAAGCACCGGCCACGACUGGCCUAAAUGGGAGCUGUGCCAGCACCACCAGCUCAAGCAGCAACGGCAGUGCAAGCUGUAGUGUAUUUGCAAGCUUAUUUGCUUCCUCAACAGCAUCAGCAAGCUUGCAAACUCCUCAAACUCCUGCAUUUACUGACCUAAUACGUGCUAUGGCGCGCCCUGAUCCCCCAACAGACCUUGCACGGCCUUCCUCUACAGAACCCAUUUCUCUCUGCCUCUCCACCAAUCACGGGUCAUCAAUUUUUGGGACUGCAGGGCAAGAGCGUAGGCAGUAUGCACCGCCACCACAACCAGCCAUGUCUGCUACUGCUCUACUACAGAAAGCUGCUCAAAUGGGGGCAGCAGCAACAAAUGCAUCAUUGCUUCGCGGGUUUGGCAUAGUUUCGUCUUCAUCUUCAUCCGGGCAGCAAGAUGGCUUGCAUUGGAGUCAGCGGCAAGUCGAACCGGAGAAUGCCUCAGUUCCUGCAGGACUUGGACUUGGGCAUUGUGAUGGGGGCUCAGGGUUGAAAGAAUUGAUGAUGGGAACUCCCUCAAUGUUUGGUCCAAAGCAAACCACCCUUGAUUUUCUGGGAUUAGGAAUGGCUGCUGGUGGCAGCCCCAGUAAUGGCCUAUCUGCUCUAAUCACAUCUAUCGGCGGCGGGCUUGAUGUGGCCGCCGCAGCAGCUGCGGCAUCCUUUGGAGGUGGAGAAUUCUCUGCUAAAGACAUGGGAAGGGGCACAUGAGACAUUUGAAAGAAAAAAGAAAAAGUAUUUCGUGCUACAGGGGUCUCCAUCUUUUCUUUGAACAAUUGAAGUUGCAGGGGAACGAUGAUAAGCUAUAAUUUUAUAUAAAAUUAAUGCGCUUUGGAGGUAAACAUUAGGCCACAGGCAGUUGGGUUUUUUUUUUUUAUUGUUAUCCUGCCUUUGAUGACCAGGGCAACGAGGACCUUGUCGAUUGUGUAGAUUCGUAGUGAGCUAAAAAAGCCUUGGGAGUUGGGACCCUUUCUUUCCUCCAAUGUGUAAUGGGGUCAGUCAUAUGUUUUUACGCAGAAUACUUGUACUGAUGUUCUGAAUGUGUAAAAAACCAGCCCAAGCUAAAACGAAAAACACCAGCAACAUAUCUCUGUCUAAAUCAGUAUGUAUACCAAGAUUUAAUGCCUUAGUGUUUAACAAGCUAGAGCUUUCAAGUACCAGCUUGGACUUCCGUUGUGCAGUAGAUCGGACCCAAGGGUUGAUAUAUGUAAGUGAUGGCUCGGGUCUAGGUUAUGGCUCAUAGACUUGAUGAAACCUUCUAUAAAUUGUAAUUAUAUUUAGGGGAAAAUAUAAAUAUUGUCCUUAAAUUUUGAUAUAAGUGUCAAUUUACUCUC